UAAAACAGAAGCUCCACCAGAUAAAGAAACCAAUUUACACUACACAGCGGUACCAUCUCUCUCUCUCUCUCUCUCUCUGAUCGAUUCACCGAUCAAUCAAAAUCGAAAUCAAUGGCGGGAGUGUCAUUGAAGUGCGGGGACUGUGGGGCCCUAUUGAAAUCCGUCCAAGAGGCACAAGAUCACGCCGAGCUGACUUCUCAUUCCAAUUUCUCUGAAUCCACUGAAGCCGUCCUCAAUCUCGUCUGCACUACUUGCGGCAAACCCUGCCGAUCCAAAACAGAAAGUGAUUUGCAUACGAAGAGAACUGGCCAUACUGAGUUUGCGGAUAAGACUGCUGAGGUGACAAAACCGAUAAGCUUAGAGGUUCCGAAGGCAGCAGCAAUGGAUAUCGAUGAGCCUGCUGCUGCUGAUGCAAGCACUACUAGCCAGCCUGAAGAAAUGGUUGCUCCAGAGGUUGACAAAAAAAUUCUUGAUGAACUGGAAGCAAUGGGUUUCCCAACAGCGAGGGCAACGAGGGCACUUCAUUAUUCUGGUAAUGCCAGUCUUGAGGCUGCUGUAAAUUGGGUAGUUGAGCAUGAGAAUGACCCAGACAUAGAUGAAAUGCCCAUGGUAUCUAUCAACUCCAAAGUUGAGGCUCCUAAACCUUCUUUGACACCAGAAGAAAUGAAGCAAAAAGCACAAGAACUAAGGGAACGUGCACGCAAGAAGAAAGAGGAGGAAGAGAAGAAAACAGAAAGAGAAAAGGAAAAGGAGAGGAUUCGAAUUGGCAAGGAACUCCUUGAAGCAAAGCGAAUUGAAGAACAAAAUGAAAGAAAGCGAUUGAUGGCCUUGCGGAAGGCAGAGAAAGAGGAAGAGAAGAGGGCUAGGGAAAAAAUUCGUCAGAAAGUGGAAGAAGACAAGGCAGAAAGAAGAAGGAAGUUAGGAUUGCCACCAGAAGAUCCUGCAACUGUAAAACCUUCUGCACCUGUGGUGGAGGAGAAAAAGAGCAUGCUGCCUGUUAGGCCUGCCACUAAGCAAGAACAAUUGAGAGAAUGCUUGCGAUCUCUUAAGCAGAGUCACAAGGAUGAUGAUGCUAAAGUGAAGAGAGCGUUUCAGACUCUCCUAACUUACAUAGGGAAUGUUGCCAAAAACCCCAGUGAAGAAAAGUUCAGAAAAAUAAGACUCAAUAAUCAAACCUUCCAGGAUAGAGUCGGUUCACUCCAAGGAGGCAUUGGAUUUCUUGAGCUGUGUGGGUUUGAGAAAAUUGAAGGCGAUGAAUUCCUUUUUCUUGCCAGGGAUAAGGUGGACAUGGCAGUGCUGAACUCAGCUGGGUCUGAGCUGACCUCUGCAAUAAAUAAUCCAUUCUUUGGAGUCCUUUAAAUUGGAAUGAGUUAAUGAUUUUUGUUGUUAUAAAUAACUAAUUGUUCCAUACUUUUACUGUUACUUUUCCUUUUAUUUUCUGAAAAAAGAAAUUAUGCUGUUGUGGAUUAA
Populus nigra (black poplar) is the source of this 1470-nucleotide messenger RNA. RefSeq lists its product as uncharacterized. Lineage: Eukaryota; Viridiplantae; Streptophyta; Magnoliopsida; Malpighiales; Salicaceae. The record is from RefSeq and is a predicted model, not a curated record. Gene Ontology annotation, molecular function: protein binding. The coding region runs from base 112 to 1359 and encodes 415 amino acids. The transcript is spliced from 12 exons.